This is a messenger RNA of Fukomys damarensis (Damara mole-rat), 2244 nucleotides long. It is a transcript of the gene Nkx6-3, whose product is annotated as NK6 homeobox 3. The transcript has 3 exons. Gene Ontology annotation, cellular component: nucleus. The record is from RefSeq and is a predicted model, not a curated record. Gene Ontology annotation, biological process: regulation of transcription by RNA polymerase II; cell differentiation. Lineage: Eukaryota; Metazoa; Chordata; Mammalia; Rodentia; Bathyergidae. The coding region runs from base 1434 to 2225 and encodes 263 amino acids. Gene Ontology annotation, molecular function: DNA-binding transcription factor activity, RNA polymerase II-specific; RNA polymerase II cis-regulatory region sequence-specific DNA binding.
GUUUUAACUUGGAACCAAAGUCUUGAGUUACAACCCAAGUGCAGGCCACACGUGCUUCCAGAUGGCCUCAGAUGCAGAUGUAACCCUUGAAGAGUUAUGGAAGGAAUGUCCAUUCCUGUGUGGAGUUGAGAAAUCUUUCUAAGGACACUGAGCUCUACCCGUAUAUAGAUAGGUGGGAGACACUGAAGGCUGUGAGGAGAAAACUGAGCCUUCAGAUGACCAACUUGAGUUACAACCAGCCCUCAGGAACGAAUUGAGUUCAUAAGUCAAGGGUCUACUGUACCUGGAAAGCAGGUUAAUUCCCCUGUGCCUCGGUUUCCCUGAUUGUAAAACAAGAAAGUACCCCAGUGGCACCUGUAUGCCACUGGGUGGCAGGUGGGUGCUCUGAGAGUCACUCCUGUUCCACGCAUCAGACAAUUACUGAGCCCCAACCGAGUGCCCGGCAACAGGCUCCACCACCAUGCCGGGACAUCUCAGCGCCCGAGGUUUCACACUGGACACCACGCCAGACAGCACGUGGCCACUGCCCCGGCAGAGACCCAAAUGGGAAGCAAUUCCAGCAAAGGCGGUCAGAGAAGGCUGCCCAGCACGGAGGAGACAUUCUCAGCCCUAGUGCGUAGGGAGAUGUGCCUUCUCCAAGCUGCCUCACUUGCCCACCCCAACCCAGUCUGCCCAGCAGGCCCCACUGUCAAGCCAAGACAGGGCUCCCUCACAGGCAGGCAUCACUACGUACCCCGCUUACUCCAUCCAGACCCCAAGGAGGGCGGGGAAGUAGCUGAGAUGAUGCGCAGUGAACCCUGAACCCGGCCUCCUCCCUGGGGAGCAGCUGGUCAAGACGCCUCCGGACACCCACCUUCUCUGAGGGGCCUCUGAUGGUGAACAGAGCUUCUAGAGCUAAUUCUCUCCUUUCUCUCCUUACACACACACACACACACACACACACUGGCUGAUUUUACAGUCAAUCUUUCAAAGUGCAAUUUGUCUAGGAAAAGCCAAUGUGAGGCCCAUGUGGGCUCCAACCAAUGACAGUGGGGCUCACCCGGCCCAGCCAGUCUCCGCUCUGUAUUCUAAUGGGCCAUAUCUUUAUCAGGGAAAUGUCCCUUCUCUGAACUUCAACUUCUCAUGGAGGGUCCCCGGACUCAGAGGCAGAGGCGCUGGCUGUGCUGAGUGUGGGCGGGCAGCACCCCAGCCAGGCCAGUGCAGGCUGGAGAGAGGAGUGCUGGGGAGGCCAGCCACCAGCCCGGGGCACCUGACCACGGAGCGCUGACGUGGGUGCCCAGCGACCGGAUGCUCUAGGUGCAGGGCACACAGAGGCUCGGGCGGCUUCUGACUCUCCCAACCUGCCAUGACACUCGGGGCCGGAGCCUGGGGUCUCGGACUUUAGGAAGGCCUGGAUUUGGGCUUCCUGCUUCCUGCUGCCUGGCCUGGAGAUAAUGGAGUCCAACCUGCAGGGGACCUUCCUGCUGAACAACACACCACUGGCCCAGUUCUCGGAGAUGAAGGCUCCCGUGUGCCAGUACUCCAUGCAGAACUCCUUCUACAAGCUCAGCCCCCCGGGGCUGGGCCCCCAGCUGGCUGCGGGGACCCCCCACGGGAUCACGGACAUUCUCAGCAGGCCCGUGGCCACACCGAACAGCAGCCUCCUCUCCAGCUACCCCCACGUGGCCGGCUUCAGUGGACUCGGCUCCCAGGGAGUCUACUAUGGCACCCAGGUGGGGAAUUUCCCCAAGGCUGGGAACGAGUACCCCACACGGACCCGGAACUGCUGGGCAGACACCGGCCAGGACUGGCGCAGCGGGCGGCAGUGCGGCGACACUCCUGACCCGCUGAGUGACAGCGUCCACAAGAAGAAGCACACUCGGCCCACCUUCACAGGGCACCAGAUCUUCGCCCUGGAGAAGACCUUUGAGCAGACCAAGUACCUGGCUGGCCCCGAGAGGGCGAGGCUGGCAUACUCGCUGGGCAUGACCGAGUCACAGGUCAAGGUGUGGUUCCAGAACCGCAGGACCAAGUGGCGCAAGAAGAGCGCCCUGGAGCCCUCCUCCUCCACGCCGCGGGCCUCGGGGGGUGCGGGCCCGGGCGGGGACCGCGCCCCCUCGGAGAACGAGGACGACGAGUACAACAAGCCCCUGGACCCCGACUCGGACGACGAGAAGAUCCGGCUACUGCUCCGCAAGCACCGCGCCGCCUUCUCGGUGCUCGGCCUGGGCGCGCACAGCUCGUGACGCUCGGUCCCGCCCUCCC